Messenger RNA from Tetranychus urticae (two-spotted spider mite), 1321 nucleotides. RefSeq names its product immunoglobulin binding protein Tap42 (gene Tap42). Gene Ontology annotation, molecular function: protein phosphatase 2A binding. The record is from RefSeq and is a predicted model, not a curated record. Gene Ontology annotation, biological process: regulation of signal transduction; regulation of dephosphorylation. NCBI's taxonomy places the organism in Eukaryota, Metazoa, Arthropoda, Arachnida, Trombidiformes, Tetranychidae. Gene Ontology annotation, cellular component: cytosol.
UAAAGACGAAUGAAUAAUAUUUACGUUUUAAUCAAACUCAAUUCAAUUUAAACUCAAGAUCAGUAAUUCAUUAAAUUUUUAGUUGUCAUCCGAUUAAAUAUCAGUUUUUUAUAAUCAUGGGCGAUAAUGAAUCAUCUCCAGACAUUGACAACCUUUGCAGUUGUUUCGAUCAAGCUUUUAAGCUUAUAAAUGAAUUGGAUGGCAGUGAUUUACCAACAAAUGAUGUUAAUUUUCAGAAAAAAGUUACCGAAUCAAUAAAGCUACUGGAGCGAUCAACUGAAAUGGUUAAUCAAUUGAACUUAUUCAGUAAUAAUGAAGCUAUUGAAGAUGUGCCCAAUUCAUCUAUAAAAUAUCUACUUCUUCCUGUCCUAUUGGGUUAUCUGCAUACGAAAUUAACAGGCAAAAAUAGGAUGGAAUGUCUGAGAAUUUCUGAUAUAUAUUUCAAAGAUUACCUGAAACGUAUAAAAUUAUACGAAGUCUGUCCGAUCGGUAUUGAUUUAGAUGAACUUGAAGAUGAUGGUGAUAAUGAAAAUGAUAAUAAUGCUGAAAGAGCUAUUGAGAAAGUUAAUAUUGACAGAAAAGGUAUGAGUUCAAUCGCAGAUCUCCAAGCUUUGGGAAAAGAAAGACAAGCUAAGAUUGAAAAUUUCAGAAGACUUAAAGAGGCCCAAGAAAAGUUAGAAACUCUCGAAGGUUUAUUAGACAAGGAUGAAACCACUGAUGAACAGAAAAGAGAAUAUUAUAUUCUGUUAAUUAAAAAAUGGGUCUCAACUGCAAUUGAAGAAAUCCAUGGCAUCAAAAAAGAAAAAGCAAUUCUCAAAAUGAUUGGACCACUGGAUAGAAAGAAACUCGAGUCUGCAGACAAAAGCAAAACAGAGCCUCUCAAACCGUUCAUUAUAACGAGAACCGAAUUACAAAAGCAAGUCUUUGGAUUAGGAUAUCCAAGUGUUCCUACAAUGUCUAUAGAAGCAUUUAUCGAAAGCAAGAUUCAAGAAGGCUCAUUGUCUGAAACAAAACCAGGGCAAAGUAAUAGCUUAAUGAGUUGGGCUCAGAAUCCUGACCUUAAAAAGCAACAAGAUGAAGAUGAUGCUGCUGCCAAAGAAAAGGCCGAUGACGAGGAAGAUGCUGACGCUUUAAGAAAGGCUAGAGGAUGGGAUGAAUUCAAAGACGAUAAUAAAAGAGGAUGGGGAAAUCGUUACAAUCGAAGUUGAUUAAAUCAUUCUGAUUUGGUGGAGUGAUCAAAACCGUGUACAAAAAACUGUGUAAAUCAUGAAAUAAGCAAAAUCUUAUUGCCAAUUAAAGCUGAUUCUUAAUUGAAAAAGUA